Messenger RNA from Anopheles funestus (African malaria mosquito), 1575 nucleotides. Its product is annotated as flt3-interacting zinc finger protein 1-like. The transcript has 3 exons. Gene Ontology annotation, biological process: regulation of transcription by RNA polymerase II. The record is from RefSeq and is a predicted model, not a curated record. Gene Ontology annotation, molecular function: RNA polymerase II transcription regulatory region sequence-specific DNA binding; zinc ion binding; DNA-binding transcription factor activity, RNA polymerase II-specific. The coding region runs from base 272 to 1030 and encodes 252 amino acids. NCBI's taxonomy places the organism in Eukaryota, Metazoa, Arthropoda, Insecta, Diptera, Culicidae. Gene Ontology annotation, cellular component: nucleus.
AUGAAGCAUCAUCAUGUAGGGAACGUAUAGUAGGCCGGGGGUUGUUGUUAAACAAAGCCGUUACCAACGCGAUGAUACGGCGCGUCGAGUGUACGGUGCGGAAGCAACCAACGCAAGUUGUGAAAUACACAAUUACAUCCAUACUAGCAGUGAGCAAUAGGUAGCAGCAGUAGGCCGUGGCAAGCACCAGCAAGUACGUACGGAUUGCUUGGAUCGUUCAGUGUGGAACAAAGAUUUGCAUUGAAUACGCACGCUUUCAUUCAAUCAGCAGAUGGAGCCGACAAUGGUGAUACCCACCGCUGGACCGGAAACGUACUGCCGUCUUUGUCUGGGCAAGGAAAGUCUGCUGGGAGUGUUUUCAUCGAACCAAGAUGGUACCAGCAGUUCGGCCGAGCUGGUGAAGAAAAUCUACGAAUGCAUCAACAUUAAGCUUUCCUCCACGGUGGAUGCGGGAUGUGCCAUCUGUAACCGGUGUCUGCAGGCGGUGCAGGAUUUCCACCACUUUCGCGUGCGCAGCAACAAGGUGAAUGAUCUCAUCCAAGUGACGACGGUCGUUGCCAAUGGUGAUGACAGUAGCAGUGAUGCAGCACGCUACUCGCCGCCAACACUAGCGAAACAAUCAGCACCGACGCCGAAUUCGAUCACAUCUCCAGCUCCAACGGUGAAAGGUGCACGGAAGCAUCAUUGCCGCUACUGUCCGAAAUCGUUCCGAACGAUGGCUGGCCUGACGGAGCACGGUAAUAAGGCGCAUCUGGCCGGCCGGCAACAUCACUGUCCCAACUGUUUGGCGCAAUUCCAGCAUGCACCGUCGCUGGCAAGACACGUGCGUAGUCGCAGCUGUUUCGCGUUCAGCAAAUAUCGGUGCCGUGUGUGCAGCGAAAACUUUCACGAGCGUGAACAGUGGGCAGACCAUAUACAGAUUCAUGCUAAGGAUUUUCCCUACCAAUGUCCGGACUGUUGGUCACAGUUUAAACACAAGGCUACGCUGCGCCGUCACGCCAAUACGGUACAUUUGUUGGUGAAGGUUUGAAUGAGAAUAGGCCCUGAACAUGGGUGAUGAAGGGAACGCUCUUUUAACACGAACUUUUGUUACAAAAGCGCGGAAUAACAAAACACCAACAUGCGUCGACUGAUAAGCGCAAGUAGGUCGUGUUAAAGAGCACGUUGUGGUUGUAGAACUAAAAAAAAUGAGUGAUUUAUUGUGCAAAAGAGCAAUACGUACGCAAUGAACGCAUUCGUUCCGAACCGUUUGGGUUGGCACUAUUACGAAUUGGAAAUCGCAACACAGUUGAAACAGUCCCGAUAAGACCGAUAUGUGAGCAUAAAGGCAUUCCUUCGGAAUGCAGUCAAACUAAAUGCAAUGUGUUCAAUGUAGAAACUAUGUUUUAAUUUUAAACGCUUCUUCCAGCGCACGGAUGAUGCCGUAUUAGUUAGUCAAUGGAAACGAAUUUCUUUUCUUACGCAGACGAAGUUAAAUACACUUCAAAACGCUUAUUGUAAUUGUGGCAUAUAGAUGGGAGUAAUGUACUUAUUAUUUAUGAUAUUUUAAUAGUAAAGGAAAAUAUACAAAAAAAA